AUGCCAAAAAGAGCCUAUCCGUUUACUGAAAGUUUUUCAUCACAAUAUAAAAUCCACGUGGGGCAACAUGAGCUGUGUCAAAACGGAGUCUUUGGAAACAAGUACAAACAGGAAAUCUACGCGAAAACAAAAAACCUUCUUUUUAACGGGGCCAAGGCUGUGAUGGGCAAAAUAUGGACGGCAGAGGAUAAGUGCACGACUCAAAGAGUGUGUGUCCCAGAGCAGGAGUCGAGCAGCAGCAGCAGCCAGCCUCUGCUCAGGGGACAGAGACUCAUUGGACAAGACGGGAAACUUACCAAGGGCAUGUGUGCCCAAGGGCCCUCUACUGGAGUCACAAGCUGCGGCGUGUGUCUGAAGAGCCAGGCCACACAGACGACCUGUUCCCAGUGUGAGCGAGCUGCCUGCUCCUCCUGCACCAGGCAGUGCUCCUGCUGCUCCAGCUCCUGCUGCUCUGUCUGCACUACUAUAGAUUACAGUGGCAGAUAUGAUGAAGUCAUUUGCUGUGGCUGCUCGACGUGA
Knipowitschia caucasica is the source of this 519-nucleotide messenger RNA. The record is from the annotation of a GenBank genome assembly. NCBI's taxonomy places the organism in Eukaryota, Metazoa, Chordata, Actinopteri, Gobiiformes, Gobiidae.